Molecule: messenger RNA, 3595 nt
Organism: Notothenia coriiceps (black rockcod)
Lineage: Eukaryota; Metazoa; Chordata; Actinopteri; Perciformes; Nototheniidae
Gene: map3k14b
Product: mitogen-activated protein kinase kinase kinase 14b
Exons: 15
Coding region: 121-3087 (988 amino acids)
Biological process (GO): protein phosphorylation; canonical NF-kappaB signal transduction
Molecular function (GO): protein kinase activity; ATP binding
Source: RefSeq, a predicted model, not a curated record
GAGAGUCAGACAGUCAGCAAACACUCGUCUUCUUCUUCUUCUCUCUGGACAGGAUCUCACCUGAACCUGAGACAGGAAGUGGAGCCACAGAUCAACACUCACUGAGUUCUCACAGCGUAGAUGCACAGCGACAGAGAAAUGGCCAUUCCGCGGAUGUUGAACUCCAACACGUCAUUCAUCAUCGUGAGCGGAGGAUCUGAAAUCUCCUUUCUCGGCAAAGAGGAGAGCAGCCAGGGCUGUGAGGAGGAGAAGGACUCGCUGGUCCAGGCCAUGACACCCUAUCUGAGCCGGGUGAUGCAGCACGGGACUGCCAAACACGUGGUCACUGAGGAGGGGCCAGGGGGGGCCGAGGAGGAUCUCUGUGUCUCCAUAGUAGCGCAGGCAGAGAGAGAAGACUUCCAGGAGUUCAGCCCUUCCAACACACAUUGCCUUUACACCAGAGCUCAGCUGCUCAAAAAGCACAGACUUCUCAGCAAAGACACUGCCCUGCUGACUGACUCAGAGGACGAGGACUUUGAUGGCAAACUCCCGCAGCACCACCUCCAGAGGAAACAGCGGAGGAAAGCCAGGAGACAGAGCCAGGAGGACGGGGAAGAGCCGCCCAUCAUCCGGGGCCUCUGGGUGCAGGAGAUCGAUUGGCUGAAAUUGGCAAGCAGAGAGAUGAUGUCAUCAUCCGCUGAGAUCAUACCGCCGCCUCCGCAGUUUACUGACUGCAACCAUGGGGACUCUGAGGGCUGUGCAGAUGUGUGUGUCCAUGGAUCAGAGUGUGUGUCACUAUCAGAGGAGUGCUACAGAUCAGCAGAUACAGACGACACCUCCAGCACUGAAGGUGAAGCAGACUCUGAAUCAGUUUACACUCUCGAGUCAGACUCAUCCUGCCCUGCUGAGGAUGGCAUAGAAGCCAAAAUGUCAAAUUUGACCUUUGACCUGAUGCAAGUGUCCGGUUUUAACUCUGCUCAUGCUGAGUGGGACUCUGACUCUGCAGAGGGAGUGCAAAGCCUGCUGGGAGAUUCAGGCUACACUGUGAAUACACCUCAGUGUGCCUUUGGUUUUGAUGACUUGAGUGACACAGUUUUGGACGACCUCAGAGGCAGAGUGACACUGCUGCCAAAGCUCUUUGUUUCACCUUUAUUCAGAGAUUUGAUUAAACAGACUGUGAACGACUGGAAGACCAGCACACCUGUCAAUGAAGGACUCAUAUUUCAUCAUCAACUUCAGCCCGACAGCUGUCAGUACAGGGAGGGAGAGGAGUACUGUGUCCUCAACCACAUCCAGAACGGCUCGUAUGGAGACGUCUUCUGUGUGCGUGACAAAAGGACCGGAUUCCAAUGUGCUGCCAAGAGGAUUCCACUGAGUCACUUUAGCGGGGAGGAGGUGAGCACGUGGAGCGCUCUCAACUCUCCUCGUGUGGUGGAGCUCUUUGGGGCUGUGAGGGAGGGGCCCAACAUCGUCCUCUUCAUGGACUUGAAGCCAGCAUGUUUGGCCCAGCUUCUCAAAGAGAUGAACUCCCUGCCUGAGGAUUUGUCCCUGCACUACCUUCACCAGACACUAGGGGCACUAGAGCACCUGCACCACAGGAAGGUCCUCCACCUGGACGUCAAAGUUGACAAUGUGCUGCUGUCUGCAGACUGCAGGGACACAUUCCUCUGUGACUUUGGUCUCUCAGAGACUUUGGAUGACAAUGGAUGGAGCACCAACACAUUCAGGGGAGCGGCCUUCCCCGGCACAGAGACCCACAUGGCCCCCGAGGUGGCCCGAGGGGAUCAACUGUGUGCCAAGGCCGACGUGUGGAGCAGUUGUUGUAUGCUGCUGCACAUGCUCAAUGGAUGCCACCCUUGGAUACGUUACUACUCCCAUCCUCUGUGUCUGCAGAUUGUCAAUGAGCCACCGCCUCUAUGGGAGGUGCCGUCCAACUGCAACAACUUCACGGCCAAAGUGUUCAGGGCUGGACUCCAGAAAGACUCCGACAGACGAACAUCUGCCAAAGAACUCCGGAGGAAAACCACCAAGGCCCUUAGAGCAGUUGGGGGUUUGAGCCCCUGGUCUGUCAAAAUUGCCUGUGAGAAGCUUCAUCAUAGCAAGAGCCAGAAUGAAGACACCCCCUGUUCUUUGUCACCUGAUGUCAACCCAACUAAAGCAUCAGAUACCAUGUACUGGGUGAGCCCCUGGAGGACUACAGCAGUGGACGAGGACAGCAAUGACUGGAGAGAUGGUGUCUCAGAUCAAGACUCUGAAGCGGAGACAUAUUCCUUAAUUAGGGAGUGGGAAUCCCGGCCAAAAUCACUUCAAGAUGAUUACACCGCAGAUGUAGGAGACUGGGACAGCUUUUCUGACUCAGAGGUCGAUAUAUACAUGGCAGAGGAGGAAUAUGUUCAGGAGAAGUGGCUGAGAAGUGACAGGGACUAUGAGGGGGAUUGGGAAGAGGAAGGAGAUGAAGAGGAGGAGAAGGAGGAUGAGGACGAAGAAGAGUGGGAAUCUUCCAAGUCAGAGUAUCUCCGUGCUCUUCGGGGCAUUUUCCCUUUGCUGCAAAAAGGCCAACAGACAAAUGACAAUUCAUGGGGAUCAGAGCCAGAGCUGGAAUACCUCCGAGACGAUGUAGCUAUCGGCACAACAAUCCAGACCCCAUCCCCUGAACCUCGAGAUGACCCUCCUUCCUGUUUCAGCUGCUCGGACACAUCACCGAUGGAUUCCUCAGAGAAGGACUCUGACCAUUCGUCUGAUGAUCUGAGCUCUGGAGUCUUUUCCUCCUGCAACAGUCAGACAGACGGACAUUUGGAGUGGUUGGCCUCAGACAAUCAGCCCUCCUCCUGCUGCUUCGAGGGUGUUGACAUCUGGAUCGAGAACGUCCAGGGCGAGUGUCUGCGGAUCCGUGAGCGUCGGCAGGUCAAAGUGGGACAUGUUGCUAUAGGAAUAAGCGAUCAGAUCUCAGGGAAAGCCUUCACACUGGAGACCCUGGACAGGAAGACGGUGUCCUUUGAACAGGAGAUCAGAGAGUCCUGUCUGUGGCUGCGCUGCGUUCCUGCUCCUGACAGGUGUCAGCGCUGGAGGUGGAGGGUCAGAUACGGGAAGCUGGAACUUCGAGAAUGAGAUUUUAGUUAUUUCCUUGUUGUCAUUUACACUACUUGAAUAGAUUGUUCUAAAGACGUCAGGAUGUAAACAUGUGUACUAAAUAAGUUUUGCUACUGUUAUGACUGAAUUUCCUGGAUGAAAUAGCCUGUAUUUGUAGGAAUUAUAUGAAUUUCAUCAAUAAGAUGUGACUUUAAAGAUGCCUUUCUAUUUUUAAAGAUGUUCUUUUUUUAUAUUCUUAAAUUGCCUUACUUUUAUUUGCUGGCAAAAGAGAUCAAUAUUUAAGUAUGCUUCUUAGCGUCAUCUCUGAUCUGGAAACUAGAGUAUGUCAUGUUUGUUGGUGCUUCUUAACUGCCGUUUAGGAGUAAAGGUGCUUCAAACAAUGAUUAACCUUCAUAUUACAAUAUAAGCUCUCAAUACAUUAAUCCUUGAAGGUUACUGACACUUUAUAUAUUAAUAAAAGAUGACAUCAGAGGCAAAGAAGUUCUGUCUUCUGCUUGUUUUAAAGUUCUGUUUCCUUUCAUUCAUA